Messenger RNA from Sardina pilchardus (European sardine), 3412 nucleotides. It is a transcript of the gene elk3, whose product is annotated as ETS transcription factor ELK3. The record is from RefSeq and is a predicted model, not a curated record. Gene Ontology annotation, cellular component: nucleus. Gene Ontology annotation, molecular function: sequence-specific DNA binding; DNA-binding transcription factor activity, RNA polymerase II-specific. Gene Ontology annotation, biological process: cell differentiation; regulation of transcription by RNA polymerase II. The transcript has 5 exons. Lineage: Eukaryota; Metazoa; Chordata; Actinopteri; Clupeiformes; Clupeidae. The coding region runs from base 358 to 1581 and encodes 407 amino acids.
UGUGUGUGUGUGUGUGUGUGUGUGUGUGUUGGCCAUCGGCGGGUAGAGCGCGAGGAGAGGAGGAAAAGCGUGUUUACACAGACGGCCGCGCGCCUGGGGAAUAAUGCGCGAGGGGAAGUGAGCCGGCUCUCUGUCUGCCUGCUCGAACUUCCUGCUCGGAGCAAAGCGAAAAAAAAAAAACACUCACAGACACACACACACACACCGAGAGAGAGCGAGAGAGAGAAGAAAAAAAAUCAGGAUCCCAUUACAGUCGUACUGAGCCGAGGAGACGACAGCAAGCAUGGAAAAACAGGGCAUUUUACGGAAUACUUUCCAAUAAUUCUUGACCUGGAAAAACAAAUUUACGCACCGGCCAUGGAGAGCGCCAUCACACUGUGGCAGUUCCUGCUGCAGCUGCUGCUGGACCAGAGCCACAAGCACCUCAUCUGCUGGACGUCCAACGACGGCGAGUUCAAGCUGCUCAAGUCCGAGGAGGUGGCCAAGCUCUGGGGGCUCCGCAAGAACAAGACCAACAUGAACUACGACAAGCUGAGCCGGGCCCUGCGCUAUUACUACGACAAGAACAUCAUCAAGAAAGUGAUCGGGCAGAAGUUUGUCUACAAGUUCGUGUCGUUCCCCGACAUCCUGAAGAUGGACCCCCAGGCCGUGGAGCACGGGGGCAUGUCCCUCCUCCAGGAGACGGAGUCUGACGUGGGGGAAGGGGAGGAGUCUCCCAAGCUGACCCUGUCGUCGAUGAGGAGCCCCGUCCACCGCAACGAGUACCUCCACUCUGGCCUGUACUCGUCCUUCACGGUCAGCUCCCUACAGGCCCCGCCCCCUCUCCUGCGGCCAAUCAAAGUGGAGCAACAGCGAGGGGCUGAGCGAGGCGAGGGAGAAGGGGGCCGGACUGUCAUACGAUUCGUCAACCGCCAGGAGAAAGGCGGGGCUCAGACUGUAGUGUCCCUCCCCUCUUCUCCUCCUCCCGUCUCCUCCUCCUCUUCCUCCGCCGACGUCUUCUUCACCUCCUCGGCCUCCUCCAAGCUCUCCCCGCGCUCCUCCUCUUUCUCCUCCCGCUCCCCCUCCCCCUCGCACAGUCCGGCCUAUCAGCUGCAGCCGGGGCGGAGCCCCGAGGCGGACAUGGACGAAUCAGAGCAGAACGCUCAGCCCCUCAACCUGUCCUCCAAUCACAGGGAGCGUGCUCAGUUGCAGGCUCCGCCCAAUGGACUCCCGCCCAAAACCAGGAAGCCCAGAGGCCUGGAAAUCUCCUCCCCCUCAAUCCUAUUGGCGGGGAGUGACAUAGGCUCCAUCGCCCUCAAUAGCCCCGCCCUUCCCUCAGGGUCUCUCACCCCAGCUUUCUUUACUGCACAGACUCCCUCAGGGUUGUUGCUGACCCCCAGUCCCCUGCUCUCCUCCAUCCACUUCUGGAGCAGUCUGAGUCCCGUGGCCCCACUCAGCCCCGCCAGGCUACAGGGGCACGGCUCCCUCUUCCAGUUCCCGACUCUGCUCCAUGCGCCGCUCCCGAUGCCCCUGCCCAGCCUGGAUGGCCCGUCCUCCUCCUCCCCCCUCCUCCUCUCCUCCAGCGCAGCUCAGAAGUCCUGAACCCCGAUCCCACCUGACUGGACAGGACCACAGCAACAACAACAACAACAGCAACAACAACAACAGCAACGACAGGCUGACAUGGGCCGAGCCCAGCCGAACCGAACCAAACCAAACCAAACCGCGCAGCGCUGGGCCAGUGUAUGAAUUCAUGAUCCAUUUAGGGGGUUGGUCCUAUUUACCCCCCCUUCGUCAUUGUAAACAAGAACCACUGUUGUUGUUGUUGUUGUUUUUUAUUAUUAUUAUUGAAGCCAAAUGUAGUCCAUGCAAUCACAUCUCAAAAGGUUGAGGAGUGACAAACUGCAAAAAAAAAACCCAAACAAACAAAAAAAAUGCUGAGUGAGCUUUUGUUGGUAGGGGGCGUUGUGCAUUCCCUUUAGGCUGUCAUGCCGUCAUAUGUAACUGAAGCUCACGGACACACACACACACAAUACAUACAUAAUCGAAGCCAAAAACAUGCUUACCAAACCACCAAUACACCACAAACACAGACAGGAAACACACGCACACAGACACACACACACACACACUCACAAACAAACACACACACUCUUCUGUGGUGCUAGUGUUGCAAAGUUCAUCUGUUUAUUUCAAACUCAAGGCACUUGAAUGUAUUGCUUCAUAUGCAAACAGCUCUCUCUCUCUCACACACACACACACACACCUCUCACACAUACAAAACACACCUCUCUCUCUCACACACACACUCACACACACACAAACACACUCACACCUUAUCACACUACAGUUCUCAUUCUGGUUCUCGUCUCUGGCCUGUUCAGGAUCCCUGGUCCUCUGUGCCCCUGUAGGGCCAUCCCUUUCUCUACAUCUCUGAGCCUAACUAGCUGAGUCCAUGCAGACGUUAAAGGUGCCAUCAGUGGGUUUUGAUGUGGGGAAAACAUGCAAUGCUUUUAGACCUGCAGUAAUAAUGGUGUGUAUAGAUAUAUGUCUAUAUAUAUAUUAUAGCUGGAUUAAUGUUCCUGUUUCUUCUGUUCCUUUUUAGAUACUUUUACAGUCUUUUUAAACGUAUUUGUUGAUUUGUUUGAGGGUAAAAAAAAAUACAAUUCAUAUGUAAACAAAUACAUGAAAAUCAGUUAAAAGAGAGAAGGACCAUGAAUAUAAAGGGCACAGUAAUAUUGGGGAGUAACAUCAUCAUUGUAGGUCGAAAGGCAUUUCAUUUUUUUCGGUCAUGCUUUAUUUGGAUCAUCCUCUACAGAUUAUUUAACAACACAGAUACUACAAUUAUAAACAAACCAUAAACAUAAACAAACAAUCUGCCACAAUUUGUUUACUUUUAUGGUUUGGGGGUGGUGUUGUUUCAGUGAGAAAUUAGAUAGACUGGGCUUAAAUUUCAACAAACCAUCUGUGAAGUCUCGUAGACGGGUGUAUCCAAAUAAAACAUGGCCAUUUUUGACAACAAAAACCUGGUUAGUACACCUUUAACACUAUACUACCGAAAGCUUUAUACCGCCAUGCCUAUUUUUGUUUUGUUAAAGAAGCAAACUACACGCUGUGAAUGGGUUGUUUGUGAUUCUCGUGUAUGUUGUAUUAUAUUGUAUUGUAUGCACUGUCGUAUGCUUCAACUGUGUUACCGUCUGUGCCUUGCCUUUGUAAGAAACGCAAAAAAUGUAUUAUUUCCAUUUUUUUGUAGACGAGAUUCCAGAUAAACAUUGGAAAGAAAAUGAAAAUGAGCUUUAUACUAGCUUUUCUUAUUUUUUCAUUAUGAAAUUGUUAACAAAUGUAUUCUCAUAUUAAUUUUAUAUUUGUGCUUUCUGAUGAAAUACACAGUUUGUUGUUUUUUUGAAUAAAAUGAAGCAUUGAAUGCUAUAUA